AUGGCACCCGAAAUAGGCAAACCAGUGUUCCCAACAGAGGACACAGAAGGGUCUUCUUCAUCGCCUUCUCCGACACAGAGCCCCUCGCUUUUCCAUCAUAGCCUCAUAACGUCCGAUCCGGAUGAACUUAAAUUCCACGCGGCCGCAUCAUUGCAAUUGCAGCCCAGUCAUGACCACAUCGCCGCACCGUCGAGUGACCACCUCAUCGCCUCUCCAUAUAACGAUCCACUCCACCUUUUAGACCUGAAGACGCUGGAACAACCGAGCCAGUUAUUUGCCAAGGCUCUUACCAUCCUCAAACCGGUGCGCGACGACUAUGCAACGGCUCCCUACACAGAAUCGCUCAAUUGGCAAGAUGUCUUUGACUUCCUGCGAGAUCUAUCCCAUGCCGAAGGGUACCAGUGGACGGCGCAGCAUUUCUAUGUGGUUGUGUUUCGGUCCCGUCUACGGGAGGAUGUCGAUAUGAGUCGUUUGCACGACUUGGAUGCCUUCUCGCAUCAAGAAGCGACGGCUAGCGGAGGGCUGUUGAAGUAUUGGUUUGGAACGAAGAAUGCAAAUCGAGAGAACCUGGCGACCUGUCUAUGGCGCAGCCGGGGAGAUGCCCGACUUGGAGGCACGGGACCGUGGCAUAAACGAGCACGUGGAGCUGCACGCGAUCUGUACGAGCAAAUCAGCUUCACCACGUUGAAAUUGGUGGUCGGAGAUGGGGUGGAGACGUGGGGGAUUGAUCAGUGGAGGGAGGAGGAUGAAUGA
Molecule: messenger RNA, 753 nt
Organism: Aspergillus tanneri
Lineage: Eukaryota; Fungi; Ascomycota; Eurotiomycetes; Eurotiales; Aspergillaceae
Exons: 2
Coding region: 1-753 (250 amino acids)
Source: RefSeq, a predicted model, not a curated record